CCAGCAGCCCGGGGCCGCCCCACCCGCUCCUGGCAGGGGAGGGACCGAGCCUUCUUGUCCAGGAACUCGCCCCGACUGCUCCCUCCUUCGCCCCUGCCUGGCGCCGCUUCCGCGCCUCCCUCCAGCCUCCGCGGUCAGCCUCUGCUCUGGCACCUCCGACGCUCCCCCAACUUCUGCCCAGCAAGCAAGACCGUGGCUCCGGAGUGUCCCAGCACUUGGGGCCUCGCCUCUGUGUUCUCCAGCCGCACGUCCCGCAAGUCAGUCUCACGUGCUGGAGACGACGACGACAUGGCAGAGGGUGAGGGAUACCGGAACCCCACGGAGGUGCAGAUGAGCCAGCUGGUGCUGCCCUGCCACACCAACCAUCGUGGGGAACUGAGCGUCGGGCAGCUGCUCAAGUGGAUCGACACCAUGGCCUGUCUGUCCGCGGAGAGGCACGCUGGCUGCCCCUGUGUCACAGCCUCCAUGGACGAUAUCUAUUUUGAGCACACCAUCAGUGUUGGACAAGUGGUGAAUAUCAAGGCCAAGGUGAACCGGGCCUUCAACUCCAGCAUGGAGGUGGGCAUCCAGGUGGCCUCUGAGGAUCUGUGCUCUGAGAAGCAGUGGAAUGUGUGCAAGGCCUUGGCCACCUUUGUGGCCCAUAGGGAACUUACCAAGGUGAAGCUGAAGCAGAUCACGCCACGGACGGAGGAGGAGAAAACCGAGCACAGUGUGGCAGCUGAGCGCCGGCGCAUGCGCCUGGUCUAUGCAGACACCAUCAAGGGCCUCCUGGCCAACUAUGCCAUCCAGGAAGAUCUGGACAGCAGGGACUGCAGCUGCAUGGUGCCGGCUGAGAAGACCCGCGUGGAGAGCGUGGAGCUGGUUCUGCCCCCCCAUGCCAACCACCAGGGCAAUACCUUUGGGGGUCAGAUCAUGGCCUGGAUGGAGAACGUGGCUACCAUUGCAGCCAGCCGGCUCUGCCGUGGGCACCCCACACUGAAGGCUAUCGAGAUGUUCCACUUCCGAGGUCCGUCCCAGGUUGGAGACCGUCUGGUGCUCAAGGCCAUCGUGAACAACGCCUUCAAGCAUAGCAUGGAGGUGGGCGUGUGCGUGGAGGCCUAUCGCCAGGAGGCUGAGACCCACCGGCGGCACAUCAACAGUGCCUUCAUGACCUUUGUGGUCCUGGACGCAGAUGACCAGCCCCAGAAGCUGCCCUGGAUUCGGCCUCAGCCUGGGGAGGGCGAGCGACGGUACAGAGAGGCCAGUGCCAGGAAGAAGAUCCGCCUGGACAGGAAGUACAUUGUGUCCUGCAAGCAGGCAGAGAUGCCCCUCUCUGUUCCCUGGGACCCUAGCAACCAGGUGUACCUGAGCUACAACAACGUGUCCUCCCUGAAGAUGCUCAUGGCCAAGGACAACUGGGUGCUGUCCUCGGAGAUCAGUCAGGUCCGCCUGUACAGCCUGGAGGAAGACAAGUUUUUCUCCUUCCAUCUGGAGAUGGUGGUGCACGUGGAUGCAGCCCAGGCCUUCCUGCUGCUCUCAGACCUGCAGCGCAGGCCGGAGUGGGACAAGCACUACCGGAGCGUGGAACUAGUGCAACAGGUGGACGAGGAUGAUGCCAUCUACCACAUCAUCAGCCCUGCCCUUGGUCGUGAUGCCAAGCCCCAGGACUUUGUGAUCCUGGCCUCACGGCGCAAGCCUUGUGACAAUGGGGACCCCUACGUCAUUGCGAUGAGGUCAGUCACGCUGCCCACGCACUGCGAGACACCAGAGUACCGUCGUGCCGAGACCCUCUGCUCAGGCUUCUGCCUCUGGCGCGAGGGGGACCAGUUGACCAAGGUGUCCUACUACAACCAGGUCAGCCCGGACUUCCUCAACUACGUGACCACCAACGUGUCCGGCCUCUCCUCGGAGUUCUACACCACCUUCAAGGCUUGCGAACGUUUCCUCCUGGACAAUCGCAAUGACCUGGCCCCCAGCCUCCAGACCCUCUAGGCUCCCCUCCAGCUGCCCCCAAGGACUCUCGUGCCGUGCGAGGAGGAAGGCAGAGGCAUUUAUUCCUCCUGCCUCCUGCAGGGAAGCUUGGACCUAGGAGUUGGCUGGCCCGGCACCACUGGGCGGUCAGUUUCUGCCAACAUCUGCCCACGAGUCCUUGUGGUACCCCUGGGGGGGCCUGCAGUAGACUCUGGUCCUGUCCACCCCGCUGGCUGCCAGCAGCCCUGCCCACACAGCUGUACAGCUGCUCCCAGUGGGGCUGUGCUGCACUGUGACGGUGGCCCGGGGGGAGGCUGCCAGCAGCCUGGCCACAGCUCCCACCAUGCUCUGGUCCAGUGGCCCGGCUUGCAGCUGGAAGGACACAGGUUGCCAGAGUCCCUGGCAGAGCUCCAGCAUAUCCAUGAGCAGCCGCUCCCCAUAGCCACUGCCUAGCACCUCCUCGGGCCAGCUGGGUGCCACGGUCACAUGGGGGAAUACCUCAGCCACAGCCUUAAGGAACUCUUUGCCAGCCGUGUGGCCAGGGACCACAAAACUCCCAUAUGAGAUUGUGGCCCCGACCCACACAGGCCGAGGCAGGUGGCCAAGGGCUGAGAGGUGUGCCAGGAUGGCCAGGGACGGACGGAGGGCUGCGGGCUCUACUAUGUGCACGUGGAGGCCCCAGCGCCCAGGGCGCGUGGCCAGCUGCA
Molecule: messenger RNA, 2657 nt
Organism: Marmota flaviventris (yellow-bellied marmot)
Lineage: Eukaryota; Metazoa; Chordata; Mammalia; Rodentia; Sciuridae
Source: RefSeq, a predicted model, not a curated record